This is a messenger RNA of Siniperca chuatsi (mandarin fish), 2579 nucleotides long. It is a transcript of the gene abcb8, whose product is annotated as ATP-binding cassette, sub-family B (MDR/TAP), member 8. Gene Ontology annotation, cellular component: membrane. The coding region runs from base 119 to 2245 and encodes 708 amino acids. The record is from RefSeq and is a predicted model, not a curated record. Lineage: Eukaryota; Metazoa; Chordata; Actinopteri; Centrarchiformes; Sinipercidae. Gene Ontology annotation, molecular function: ABC-type oligopeptide transporter activity; ATP hydrolysis activity; ATP binding. Gene Ontology annotation, biological process: transmembrane transport. The transcript has 16 exons.
CUAUAACCACAGAAAUGCACUCUGGGUCAGAGUCAACAUGGCAGCCUGCAGGUUGCUUGUGGAUUACUGUAGAGCUUAACGAUUAUAUUCUUGUUAUCACUGAAAAUAAGCAUAAAACAUGUUUCAGUUAUUCUGUUGUAGAUCAAGCAUUACUGCUUCAGUGCGGUCAUUGUCGUUAUACCCGCGAUGCCAUAAAACGGCAGACAUAGGGAAACUUUCACGGUGGUAUACAUCUCCAGGAUCUAAUGCAUACGGCUCCUCACAGCAGCCUGGAAAUGCUGUCAGUCGUAUUUGGAGCCUCGCUCAGGGAGCUGUCCGCCAAUCCACCACCCGAACAUCCACACCCCCAGGAGUGGCUCUGAAGUUCAUCCUGGGACCAGCACUACUCACUGUCUCUGCGCGACUGUUUUGCCAUGUAGCUUACUGUGAGGCAGAUGGGAAUAACAACAUCCCGGUGGAAGUUGUAGCCAAAAACCCUGUGCCUGAGUUCAAAUGGCACAUCCUGUGGGAAUUUGUCAAACCUCAACUGUUUGCUCUCAUCGGUGCUGUUGUGCUUGCUUUUGGUGCAGCUAUCUUGAAUAUCCAAAUCCCCUUAUUGCUCGGGGAUCUGGUGAAUGUUGUGGCACGUUACUUGAGAGAUCAGACUAGGAAUUAUGUCCAAGAGAUAAGAGGUCCUGCACUGAAAUUACUUGGACUGUAUGGUAUCCAAGGCCUGCUGACGAGUGGCUACAUCAUCCUGCUUUCAAGGGUGGGGGAGAGAGUGGCAGCAGACAUGAGGAAGACCCUUUUCGCAUCCUUACUGAGGCAAGAUGUGGCAUUCUUUGAUGCUAAUAAAACUGGGCAGCUGGUGAAUCGUUUGACUGCUGAUAUUCAGGAGUUCAAGUCAUCCUUUAAAUUGGUCAUCUCUCAGGGUCUGAGGAGUAUUACACAGACGGUUGGAUGCUUCGUCUCUCUCUAUGUCAUCUCCCCCAAACUCACAGGUUUGACGGUAGUUGUCCUCCCCUGUCUAGUGGGAGCAGGGGCUCUCUUUGGCUCAGUCCUCCGCAAACUAUCCCGUUUGGCUCAAGAACAGGUGGCAAAAGCAACAGGAGUGGCAGAUGAGGCACUUGGCAAUGUGCGGACAGUGAAAGCUUUUGCGAUGGAGGAGCGGGAGCUCCAGUUAUAUGCAUAUGAAGUUGACAAAUCAAGUGAAAUGAAUGAAAAUCUUGGUGCUGGAAUAGCAGUUUUCCAAGGACUGUCAAACAUUGCCCUGAACUGCAUUGUCCUUGGAACUAUAUUUGCUGGAGGGACUUUAAUUUCUACCAAUGAAAUGUCCCCUGGAGACCUCAUGUCUUUCCUGGUUGCUUCCCAGACUGUUCAGAGGUCAUUGGCCAGUAUCUCUAUCCUUUUUGGACAGAUGGUGAGAGGAAUAAGCUCUGGGGCCCGGGUUUUUGAAUACUUAUCUUUGAAGCCGACCAUUCCAAUGUCUGGAGGAGGACGCAUCCCGUACCAUUCUCUGACAGGAAGAGUGGAUUUUAUGAACAUUUCAUUCAGCUAUCCAACAAGACCUGGCCAUCAGAUCUUGAAGAAGUUCAACUUAACGCUGCCACCUUGUAAAACUGUUGCCAUUGUUGGAGAAUCUGGAGGAGGAAAGUCCACUGUGGCGUCCUUGCUGGAGCGUUUCUAUGACCCGACCGGCGGUGUAAUCAUGCUGGAUGGGCUCGACAUUCGAACACUUGAUCUGUCCUGGCUCAGGGGGCAAGUCAUUGGAUUUAUCAAUCAGGAGCCAGUUUUGUUCGGAUCAUCUAUCAUGGAGAACAUCCGCUUUGGGAUGCCUGAGGCCACAGAUGCGGAGGUCAUUAAUGCAGCCAAGCAAGCCAAUGCUCACCGCUUCAUUACAGGUUUCCCAGACGGCUAUAACACUGUGGUUGGUGAGCGUGGUGUGACGUUAUCAGGUGGCCAGAAACAGCGCAUUGCUAUCGCCCGCGCCUUGAUCAAGAACCCCAGCAUCCUGGUGCUGGAUGAAGCCACCAGCGCCUUGGAUGCAGAAUCCGAGCGAGUGGUGCAGGAGGCUCUGGACAGGGCCACAAGGGGUCGCACUGUGCUUAUCAUUGCCCACCGGCUGAGCACCAUUCAAGGGGCUGACCUCAUCUGUGUCAUGAGCAAUGGCCGCAUUGUGGAGGCUGGGACUCACUUGGAACUGCUGGGCAAAGGAGGACUUUACUCUGAUCUGAUCCGCAGGCAAAGAGCUGAGGGGCAGAAAUGAACGUACCAAACUGUAGAUCUACAGUGAGUCUACAAUGAGUAAUGGAAUUUCACUUUAAUGAAAUUCAUUCAAUUCAUUCAAGUUUUACCUGAACAGAUAAAUUAUGUGAAACAUGUAGUGUAAAUCUACCAGCUCUCUGUCUAGUUUUAUGACAAACUCUCACAUUUAUGUAUGUAAAUGUAUAAGUGGACCAAUUGGAUCAACCUGUGAUGAACAAACUACACUACUGUAAAUUAUCUAACUAAAUGGGACUUUCAUAACACUGUUUUCUCUUAUCCUGUAUAGAAUGAUAAAUCAUAAUGUAGAAAAAUAAUUAAACUUUGUUUUAAUGAGA